This is a messenger RNA of Cyphellophora attinorum, 1905 nucleotides long. Its product is annotated as Cutinase transcription factor 1 alpha. The coding region runs from base 1 to 1905 and encodes 634 amino acids. Gene Ontology annotation, molecular function: DNA-binding transcription factor activity, RNA polymerase II-specific; DNA binding; zinc ion binding. The transcript has 5 exons. Gene Ontology annotation, biological process: regulation of DNA-templated transcription; DNA-templated transcription. The record is from RefSeq and is a predicted model, not a curated record. NCBI's taxonomy places the organism in Eukaryota, Fungi, Ascomycota, Eurotiomycetes, Chaetothyriales, Cyphellophoraceae.
AUGGCCGGAGCCGAAUCGUUCCGCAGGCGCCGCGCACGCACUGUUUGUAUCCUUUGUCAUAACCGCAAGCUGAGAUGCGACUUGGAGAAGCGGCGUGCCGGCGGACUCAAUGCGUGUACGAACUGCCUCAGCGGUGACGCCGUGUGCGAACCAAGAACAUCUGGUAGAGUCGUCAAACCCCGGAGCACCAAAACACUGAGAAGCAGCGGUACCAGAUCCCACAAUUCCUGGCCAGUUCUACUCCCUCUGCCACCACAAAACCCGGCGGGCCCCAUUGCUCAGAAUGUCGAGGUCCAGCCCAGGCAUCAAUUCUCUGACGACAAUGCUUCCUCACUGGCGCAAACGCCGCAAACACAGCCACCUGAGGCCCAGGCCGCCAUGUCCGACAUAGUUGAUGCCCCGAGCACUGCAUCUGGCGCUGCAUACCUCAGUGGAACUAUAAUGCCAUUCUUUGCACAGGAAGCUACCGUCGUGGAUCGCCAACCCGUCCCUGAUCGUACUUGGCAGCCCUUGCUACCUCCAGAGCUUCAGGAGACGUGCAUAGAGUCAUACAAUGACACUCCUGGGCACUCGAAUCCGUCCGCCCUUGGUAGAACAUGCUGCUCCGCCGAGUACUAUCGCCGCGCGAAGACGUUAUUCUACGAUGACGAGGAGCCUGAUCAUUUGGUGUGCUUACAAGCGAUUUUGCUCUUCUACUGGUGGGCUCCUCGUAGCCCAAACAAUGUCAAUCGAGAUGCUGCGUAUUGGUGGACAGGACUUGCUAUCAAGUACGCACAGCAAUUGGGUCUACACCGCGAGCCAAAGACCUUUGAACAUGUGGGCGGCGAAGCAUCGCAGGGCCUACGGCGUCGAAUCUGGUGGACGCUGUUUGCUCGUGAACGACUGACAUCAAUAUGCCAAGGUCGGCCAUGUACCAUCAAUCCGGACGAUUGUGAUGUCAAGGCGCCCUCCGUUUCUGACUUCCCAAAUCCAUCCGAUGAAAGAGCUUUGGUAUUCAUCCACUGGGUUUCCCUGUGUGCCAUCAUAGGCAGAGUCGGCCAACACCUGUUCCGGAGUCAUACACCCAGCUUCCCUUCCGAGUUGGCUAAGGAAUUGAUCAACUGGCAAGACGCGUUACCGACUCCACUCAGACUACCGCUUGCCUCAGCCACCUCAAGGCCGUUCUCCAGGGAUGUUCACAAGUUACAUCUACCAUACCUGACCACCAUCACCAUUCUGUACAUGAAUUGUGGGAUGCAGCAACGAGAUGCCACUUUACCACAAGUUCAUACUCCUGCACUCAUUGCGGCAUCAACAGUUUCCCGAAUAUUCAAGGAUCUGCUUGCUCGAGGUCAACUGCGCUUUGUAGGCGCUAUUGCUACUUGGUACGUUGGGGUCGCCAUAGUGGCUCUGCUGUCAACACAGCGCAUGCCACAUCUAUUCAAGAGCGGCGCAGACGACAUUCGCAUCUUAAGACUGGCUUUGAAGGAGCUCGCAUCCUUGUGGCCCACGGCAGAUAUCUUCGUGAGAGGGUUUGAACGAUUGAAAGCCUUUGAUUACCUGGACAACAAUGGAGGCCUCCCAAACGCCAUCAGCACAACUGGUCAUGCGGAUCAGAUGCUGGAUCAGUCGAGCGGCGUGUCCAAUAUGUCUCCGACCAAUAACAUCAUUGCUGUUGGUUGCGAUUCGAGACACACUACGAACAACUGCAAGAAUGGCAUUGACUGCUUUAGCUACUUUCCGUUUGCUACUGGCCAGACAAGCUCUCUCAUUGCAGACAUUCUGGCGUCGGAAAGCGGAAUCCUUGAUUUCCUCGCCGAGGAAGACUUUUACUGGCUCGGCGAUCCGAGUUCGACAUUACUGGAUCUCUACCAGUCUGCAGUUCAUUUCGAUCCUGCAACGCUCGAUAGUACGCUAGUGUUCUGA